Messenger RNA from Miscanthus lutarioriparius, 1029 nucleotides. The record is from the annotation of a GenBank genome assembly. Lineage: Eukaryota; Viridiplantae; Streptophyta; Magnoliopsida; Poales; Poaceae.
AUGGAGGGCGAUCUGCGUUGGUGCUGUGGUAGCAGCAGCAACGACUGGGACCUACACGCCGUGGUGCGCUUCGCCAGCUGCAGUGGUGGCAGCCGCGUCACCUCGCCGCGGGCCUCGGACGAAUCGUUCUCCUGCCUGCCCCUGCCGCCGCAGUCACAGAAGGACGAGCUGACGGACGCCGCAGCGUUGCAGCAGCCCCUGAUCGGCCCUACCGUCGACGACUUCUGCCUGCAGCAGGCCUUCUUCGCCGCGCCGCAACCAAGAAACGAAGCGCCGCCCCAGCAGCCGCCGGCCAAACCACGAACUUCCUACCACAAUAACGGCGUUGGCGGACCCACACGAUCGAAGAGAAAGAAGAAGAGCCAGGUGAGCAACAAGGAGGUGAAGCGGGUGCCCGUGGGCGCGUCUCCGGACCCCUGGGCGUGGCGCAAGUACGGGCAGAAGCCGAUCAAGGGGUCGCCGUACCCGCGCGGCUACUACCGAUGCAGCACCGACAAGGACUGCAGGGCGCGGAAGCAGGUGGAGCGCUGCCGCACCGACCCCUCCACCCUCAUCGUCAGCUACACCGGCGAGCACAGCCACCCAGUCCCACUCCAUCGCAACGCCCUCGCUGGCACCACGCGCAACAAGCCGCAGCCAGCACCGUCCACCUCCCCAGCCGAGCAGCCUCCAUCUGCGUCGCCGAUCGACACUACUACUACUACGCUGCUUUGUCCGUCCGUGGGAGUGGAGUACAAGGAGGAGGAGGAGGUCAACACUGUUGCCGGCAGUCUGCUGCUCGAGGAUCCGGAGAUGGAGGGAGAGGAAGACGUGCUGUUAUUCCUCAAGCCUGCUCCGGAUGCGGACAAUGGCACUGGCAGAGGCUCGGAGAAAGUCAUGCCACUCUCGAAGCUCCACGAGCUUCCACUUCCAGCAAUGACGAGCAGCAGCAGAACGGGCGAUGGAUCAGGGGCGGCUCCAGCGGCCAUGAACGUCACCGACGAGAAGUGGGAGGCUGCAGCGGUGGUGGCGGCGACGAACUGGGACUGA